This is a messenger RNA of Panthera uncia (snow leopard), 7615 nucleotides long. RefSeq names its product FKBP prolyl isomerase 5 (gene FKBP5). Gene Ontology annotation, molecular function: peptidyl-prolyl cis-trans isomerase activity; protein binding. The transcript is spliced from 12 exons. The coding region runs from base 263 to 1636 and encodes 457 amino acids. Lineage: Eukaryota; Metazoa; Chordata; Mammalia; Carnivora; Felidae. The record is from RefSeq and is a predicted model, not a curated record.
CGGGCCGGUUCGCGGGCGCUGCCAGUCUCGGGCGGCGGCGUCCGGCGCGCGGACGGCCUGCUGGGUGGGCUGGGGGCCGAGCAGUGCGAGGGUGAGGCGGAGAGAGAAGGGGCCAAGGAGCAGCCACGGCGACAGAAAAAUUGCAAGACCUAGUCCAAGGAAUGCCCAGAUUCACCAGUUGUUGGUGUACACGCUUGUUCAAACUUACUGAGCUGACUACUUAAGAUCUGGGCAUUUUACGGUUUUCUACUAACAAAAGACCAUGACUACUGAUGAAGGUGCCAAGAACAAUGGAGAAAACCCAGCGGCAGCUGUGGCUGAACGCGGAGAGGAUAUUACCUCUAAAAAAGAUAGAGGAGUAUUAAAGAUUGUCAAAAGAGCGGGAAAUAGUGAGGAAAUGCCAAUGAUUGGAGACAAAGUUUAUGUCCAUUACAAAGGAAAAUUGUCAAAUGGAAAGAAAUUUGAUUCCAGUCAUGAUAGAAAUGAACCGUUUGUCUUUAGUCUUGGCAAAGGCCAAGUUAUCAAAGCAUGGGACAUUGGGGUGGCUACCAUGAAGAAAGGAGAGAUCUGCCAUUUACUGUGCAAACCAGAAUACGCAUAUGGCUCUGCUGGCAGUCUCCCCAAAAUUCCCUCGAAUGCAACUCUCUUUUUUGAGAUUGAGCUCCUCGAUUUCAAAGGAGAGGAUUUAUUUGAAGAUGGAGGCAUUAUCCGAAGAAUCAAACAGAAAGGAGAAGGAUAUUCAAACCCAAACGAAGGAGCGACAGUAGAAAUCCACCUGGAAGGCCGCUAUAAUGGAAGGAUGUUUGAUUGUAGAGAUGUGGUAUUCAUCGUUGGGGAAGGAGAAGACCAUGACAUUCCAAUUGGAAUUGACAAAGCCCUGGAGAAAAUGCAGCGGGAAGAACAGUGUAUUUUAUAUCUUGGACCACGAUAUGGUUUUGGAGAGGCAGGGAAGCCUAAGUUUGGCAUUGAGCCUAAUGCAGAGCUGAUAUAUGAAGUUACACUGAAGAGCUUCGAAAAGGCCAAAGAAUCCUGGGAGAUGGACACCAAAGAAAAACUGGAGCAGGCUGCCAUUGUCAAAGAGAAGGGAACUGUGUACUUCAAGGGAGGCAAGUACAUGCAGGCAGUGAUUCAAUAUGGGAAGAUCGUGUCCUGGUUAGAGAUGGAAUAUGGCUUAUCAGAGAAGGAAUCUAAAGCUUCUGAAUCGUUUCUGCUGGCUGCCUUCCUGAACCUGGCCAUGUGCUACCUGAAGCUUAGAGAAUACACCAAAGCUGUUGAAUGCUGUGAUAAGGCCCUUGGACUAGACAGUGCCAACGAGAAGGGCUUGUACAGAAGGGGGGAAGCCCAGCUGCUCAUGAACGAGUUUGAGUCGGCCAAGGGCGACUUUGAGAAAGUGUUGGAAGUUAAUCCCCAGAAUAAGGCAGCGCGACUACAGAUUUCCAUGUGCCAGAAAAAGGCAAAGGAGCACAACGAGCGGGACCGCAGGAUAUAUGCCAACAUGUUCAAGAAGUUUGCAGAGCAGGAUGCAAAGGAAGAGGCCAGUAAGGCAGUGGGCAAGAAGACUGUAGAAGGGGUCGUCAGCCGUGAAAAAGAACCAGAGGGGCAAGCGAUGGAAGAGAAAGCCGGAGGCCACGUAUGACACCACGCCAAGGAGGGAAGAGCCCUGAUGAACUCGGCCCCCUCCUCCAUGGGCUUUCACCCUACUCAGGACUAAACAGUGUUUAAUGUAAAGUUUGUUAUAGUCUGUGUGAUUCUGGAAGCAAAUGGCAAAACCAGUGGCUUCCCAGAAAACAGCCACCCUGCUGCUGCCCAGUGCUCUCCUCGAGGGGGUGGCAUGGGACCACUCCAGGUGGAACAAAACGGAAAUGACUGUUGGUGUGGCAAGGCUGAGCCAACAGCUCGAGUCCAGCUCAUUUCAGUUUAUGUCAGCCUUUGACAUCUAAUUCAGGGUCCCUUGAGAUAAUCCUAACAAUUUGGGGCUGUCUGUCAGGUUUUACAUUCGAUUGAACUUCAGUAGCACUGCGGAAACCUAAAAAUAAUUGCUUAAUGAGUUUCUCCUUUCCUACAGUUGGGUGGGGGAGAGGAGGAGAAGGUUUGGCUUUUUUAAAUGACUGAAGUGCUAGCAUUUUUUAACCAACAGAACCCACAGUUGAGGCGUCUGGAAUCCCCUCAGGUCCUCAGCAGCCGCCAGACUUGAAAACCUCAGAGGCCACCGGCUCACUGACUCAGCCAAACUCCCUCCUCCCUAAGCCAGCCUCCUUGGGAGAGUGGGUUUCUCCUGCACCCAGCCUGGCCCUGGAGGAGGGACCCUGUCAUUCCCAAAACAUUCUUUAGCGACAGUAAUGAGCAGAGCAGUGUGUGGGCUAGCUUUCCCUGCCUUAGGUGAAGCUCUGAGAUGCUGAAGCGUGAAAAUAGCCGUCAGAAUUGUGCUUUCCCCCCUCCUCUGGCCCUUCUAGGAGAAAUGUGGAGGACAGCCCUGCCUGCCAGCAUUGCUACCGUUCACUUUCUUCUUUCCAUUCUGACCAUUGCUAUUACGUAUUUAAGACUUGUUCUUAUAAUAUCUGACCUGGAGUGGAUUUAGUUACAUAUCCACUUAGGAUCCCCGCGGCUUUUGUUUUUGUCUUUUAAAAAUUACUGCCUUGUAAACAUGUAUACUGAUUUAUGGAACUUUAUUUACACUCCUCUAUCAUGCAAAAAAAUCGACUUUUUACUACUAUGAGUAGCUUAAUUUUUAAAAACAAAAUCUGGAGUUGUAAAAAUAUGUAGUUGCUCUUGGGCAUUAAGGGUUUUCCUCACAGGUUUGGCACGCAGUAGCUUUCCCCUCCUGCUGAUAGCUUCUUUGUUCUGGUGUGGGUUGUGAAAAAGAAUCGAAAACCGCUUCCUGUGCAGGCACAUCUCGCCUUGAAAGCUCCAGUACUGGGGCGGUGAAUCGGGGCAAGUCUUAAAAUACGUACACGCAGUGGAAUCUUGGUCCUUACGGGUAAGCGAGAUUGAGCGUGGCUUUCUCUCCCCACAGCCUGAAGGCUCUCGUGGGAAAGCGCCUGCAACUGAAGGAAACAGUCGCUCCGACCUGCAACAUCUCAUUUGUAAAAUCCUAAAGAACACUGGCAAUUAGCUUCAUUUUUACUUUUAUGGUGGUUUUAACAAAACACUUUCGUUGUUAGGUUAGGACCCACGUGGCCACCUAAAAAUUCAUUUCCUUUUAUACCAGUUCUCUGCUCCAUGGAACAAACGGAAUGAAAUUGUGAGUUUCUCUUUUGACAGCUAGAAUCCUUUUAAUUUCUGACUUUUGUCUUUUUUGAUGAGAUUUCUUCAAAAGCCCCAGUCUCGCCUAGGAAAUAUGAAAAGCAAAAGUUGAUUUUGCUUUGUUUGCUUAACUGUUUAGUAUUUGUAGCUCUGUUGACUAGAGCAUGACUUCAAUGAGGCCAAUACUGAGAUUUCAUCCUAAAAAGGCCAGUUAGUGUUUUGCAGGUAACAAAAGAACAAUUCCAAAAAUUAGAUCACCCCAGCCAACUGUCUCCCAGGUGUGUGUUAUGGGUCACCGGAUUGGGGGAGGGGGUAGGGAGGGCAAGAGUGCAGGGAGGGGAGGGAAGGGGUGUGUGGGUGGUUCUGAGCAAAUGAUUGUGGGUGCCCAUCGCCUCUCGAGAAGAAGAAACUUCAUAUAUUCUUAUAUCAAAUUCAGUGAUCUUAAUUUGUCUAGAAAUCAGCAGAUGUGUUUGAACCAUCUUUUAGACUACGUAUGGAGUGGUGAGGCAGCAUAUGAUGAAUUAAAAACUUGUUUUUAAAAAAAAUCACUCAGAUACACUUUUUUGUGUUCCUCAAAUAAAUUUUAAAAACAACCAGACAUAAACUUUCCAUUAUUCUUGGUUUUGCUUCAGUAGUCUUCAGGAAACGUUCUUUUGGUUGGAAAACCAUGGGGGCCAAGUUGAAGACGUGUGACAUCAGAAAAUUGGCUGGAGGCCAUAUUGUCUUCCUUGCUCUGAGGACAGCUGGAAACCAGCGUGGGACUAAAGGUGGCAGGAUGAUGCAUCUUUGUGCAGAUGAACCACAUGAUCAGAGAGACCAGAGGAUUUUGUUUUCUCAUCAGCCUGUGGAUAUUCCGCCAUUUUAACUGAUCGUAAGGUUCAUUUGGGAAAUGAAGAGACUUCGUAGUGCCCUUUAAUAAAUACGCAAAACAUAAGCGUGCAUCAGGGGAUAUUCUGGCUUAAGUGUGCAUGUCCUCUAAGUAGCAUAUUUCAUCAGAUACUCCUGGUUGCAUACUCUGAAGGCCAAAGGAGAGGUCACACAUAUUCCAAAAGAAAGGUGACACGGGGCUGGGUGGUGACAAGCCUAUCUCCAGUAGCACUAGGGGCAUCUGCGGAUAGGUCAUUGCAGGCUCCAGAGACCUUAUCUUUUAUCCUUCUGAAUUCCUUGCUUCAUCUCUGGAUUUGAAUUAUACUCCUACCCCUUUGCUGCUAAAUUACUUGAAAAUGAAAUAAUUGUCUUUAUUUGCAUGAUUUUUUAAUAUAUAUAUUUUUUACUUAUCUUGAGAGGUGGGGGGAGAGAAUCCCAAGCAGGCUCCUCAUUGUGCAACGCGUGGCUCAAACCCACCAACCAUGAGAUUGUGAUGUGAGCCAAGAUCAAGAGUUGGACACUUAACGGGCUUAACCACCCAGGCGCCUCUGCAUGUUUUUGCUAAGCAAGUAAUACUCUUGCUAGGGGUAUUAAGGAUAGCCAGAGGUGUGGUUUCCCAGCUGUGACCUGGGUAACUCAAGGCAGCCUGCAUCCACUCCAGAGAUGAGUGUGUCAGUGAAGAGCUUUGUCCACAUGUAUUCAGCCUUUUUAGCAUCGUGCAUCAGAAUGUAGGACUGGCAACCCUGGGAGACUUGCCAGCGUUAGUGACAACAUGCACUGAAUUCAGACUGAUGAGUCAAGAUCCCAAAACUAAGAACUCCCUAGCCUAGCUGUAUGUUAUUUCUAUCCGCUGGCUGCUCACAUGCUCGAGUAGCAAUGACUGAUAAAAGUGUACAUAAAAGCACAUUCCGUAAUGGCUUGAAAAUGUCUUGAGGGACACCCACUCGGUGCUGCCUUGCAUAUUUUUCUCUCCUUCAUGUCUGGGAGGCAGGGAAAGGAUACAGAGAAGGCACAAUAAUUUCAUCACUGCUGUUUGCAUAAUUUAUCUCUUGAUCUAUAAUUGAACAUAAUCUACACAUGUGUCCUUAGUAAUACAUUGCAAAAAAGGAACAUCACCGAAGGUAACUCCCAAGAAGAUCUUUGUCAGCAUUUUGUUGGGGCUAACGGCUGCCUAGAGACGGGACAUCUUGAGCCUAGUCCUUGUUGCAGGAAUUUCCAGAGGACCUUGGGAAAUCACAUGUGGAGGCCCCAGAAUGGUGAAGUGGCUGGCCCACAGUCACCCAGGUCGACUGAUGUCCUUACACAAUUCCAAAAUAGGCCCUUUUCCAGUCUGAAGCAUGAUCUCUUGGCUGAUGGAACGAGAUGUUGUUAGUUCUUUAAAAUCCCCAAGCAUUUGGUUGAACGGAAAUGGCAGCAGAGCCAUAGGCCUCAUACUCCACUUUGGGGUACAAAUACGGGAAAUGUAAAGCAUAGGCAUGAUUUGCUUUUUAAACAAUGCUGGGGGGCGGGGAGUGCCUGGGGGGCUCAGUCGGUUGAGCAUCUGACUCUUGACUUCAGCUCAGGUCACAGUCUCACAGUUCAUGGGAUCAAGCCUCGCAUCAGGGUCUGACAUAAUCAAGGGCAAGUAGUAAAAUGUUGAGUGACGCCAGGCGUUGACAAGGGUAGGGUAGAUCUCAGCUGCUAAGAACGGUGCAUAGGAAAAGCUGUCCUGCAGUUGCAAGCUAAAACUGGUCAUUACUAUUUACUGGGUGCUUCCUCUACAAGGCACUCAACCACCUCGCCUUUUGCUGACCUUCCAAAUAUGAAAAGAGUAUUGUUGCUGCAUUGUUGCCACCUUCCAAGUCUCUCACAAGAUCCCUAACCCAAAACUGCAAGGAAGGAAUGUAUUUCAAACUGGGCUUAGCUGACACGUUGCAAAUACACUAAGUGUCCAAGGCUUUCUUUAGGUAUUAAAUAUUUCUGGCCUGGGUCUGCUUUGGAUCAUGUGUUUUCAUAAGAUAACUCCUUGCUGUACACAUUAUGACUUGGCUUUAAAAUUAGCUCCUUAAAAAUGUCUGACCAAGAAAGUAAGCUGGGAAGAACAAGCCAGUGACUGGUAUUUGGGGAUGCCACGUCCAAUUCUAGUGCUCUACUAACUUCUCCGAUGUCUGCUCACAGCCAUCUUUUCACACUGAGAAUUCCUCGUCUCUUUGGUCUAAACACUUAAGCCCACGUGUAUACCCUCAAUCUCUACAGAUAGACCUACGUCUUCCUGAAAAUGACACCAGCCUGAGCACACAAUUAGUAUUCAUGUGAUCACCCCUAAAGGAUCCAGGAACUCCUCCCUUAUUCCUUGACUCAUCACCGCGCCAGCACCCAGUACACCAUCACCACUCUAGAACAUAGUAGAUGGCUUAGUAAAUUGGUUUUCUGUUGUUUCUCAUAAAGCAGCUCCACAGCUCAAUCUCCGUGGUCCUUCAUCCCUGUUACUUGUCUUGGUAAUGUGGAGGCCAGUACCACGUGGUUUUCCAGCAGUUACUGCAACAUGAUUCUGAUCUUGAAUUCCUUGAGGUGGUGAACGAGGAGCAACUUGACUUGAGGGGGUCAUAACUGCAAAACGGGUCUAUGGUCUUCAGGCUCUCGUGAUUUGAAAUCUACCUCCAGUCAUCGGAGUUAACUCAUGAUAACUCAGAGUUCAUCAGCCUAAACAGAUCAAAUGGAGGAGGAUUCUGGGAAGAUGGCAGAGUAGGAAGCACUAGGAAUCUCUCCCCACCUAGACAACAGUUGCACUUGCAGACUCUGUCUGAUGUAACUAUUUUGCAACUCUGGAGUCUGUUGAAGACUGGCAACUUCCUGAGGAAGGCAUGGAUGGUAAAUUGCGGCCAGUUUCACUCAAUUUUUACUCUUAGCACCGUAGCAGCUUACCCAUCCAUCAUUUCAGCGUGGAGCCUGAAGCAAGGAUUCAUCUCAUGACUGAGCUCAUGACCUGAGCCAAAAGCAAGAGUCGGACACUAACCAACUGAACCACCCAGGCAGUCCAAAGUAAAUACAUGUAAAAGCUAGUAUUGCAAUCUCUAUUAAAAUAACACCAGUAUUCUUCACAGAGCUAAAACAAACAAUUCUAAAAUUUGUAUGGAACCACAAAAGACCCUAAACAGCCAAAAUAAUGUUGGGGGAAAAAAAAAUCUGGAGGCAUGAUAACCCUGGACUUCAAGCUGUAUUACAAAGCUGUAAUCAUCAAGACAGUAUGGUACUGGCACAAAAACGGACACAUAGAUCAAUGGAACAGACUAGAGAACCCAGAAAUGGACCCACAAACGUAUGGCCAACUAAUCUUUGCCAAAGCAGGAAAGAUUAUCCAAUGGGAUAAAAGACAGUCUCUUCAGCAAAUGGUACAGGGAGAACUGGACAGUGACCUACAGAAGAAUGAACCUGGACCACUUUCUUACACCAUACACAAAAAUAAACGAAAAACGGAUGAAAGGCCUAAACAUAAGAGGAAGCCAUCAAAAUCCUAAAGGAGAAA